CUUGUUACACAUACACAGUUAUCACACACUGAUUCAUUCUCUUAAAAAAAACCCUCUUUUUAUUGCAACUUUUUUCAAAACUCCAAAACCAAAACCCCUCAUUACUCAUUCCUCUAUCCAUUCUCUCUUUCACCAUGGCACCAAACUUUCCACUCAUUCUCUGCAUUUUCACCAUCUUUGCCAUCCAUUUCACCAACGCCGCUUCAUCUUCACACCAUGCUCCAUCACCCUCUGUUGACUGUUCAACCCUUGUUCUCACCAUGGCUGAUUGUUUGUCAUUUGUCACAAAUGACAGUACCAUAUCCAAACCAGAAGGAACAUGCUGUUCUGGCUUGAAAACUGUCUUGAAAAGUGCUCCUUCUUGUCUCUGUGAAGCCUUCAAAAGCAGUGCUCAGUUUGGUGUUGUUUUGAAUGUUUCAAAGGCCUUGACUCUUCCUUCUGCUUGCAAAGUCUCUGCUCCUUCUCUCUCUAACUGUGGAUUGUCUGUUACCCCUGCUGCUGCUCCUGGUGUAAUUGUCUCCCCAGCAUCUUCUCCUACUGCUGAAGCUGAAGCACCAGGUGUAGCCACCACUCCUGUGCUUCCAUCUAGAGUACCGGCAGCCGCGCCGACUGCCAAGAGCGCGGCAGCAUCAGCAUUGCUCCCUAUUUCAGCAGGAUCCAUUCUUGUUUGUCUCUUAUCUCUAUUCUCAAGCCUUUGAGUAUUUGAGCAGCCAUGUCUAGUUUCAUUGAGAGUAGGAAGGUUAUGACAUGAGGGAUUAUUUUGAGUUUUGAUGUUUUUUUGAGUAUUAUUGAUUUAUUGUUACCAUAAGAGUUAUUUUUAUUGUGGGUGUAACUUGAACCUAUUCAUGUAUAUUUAUUUAUGAGUAAUGAAUUUUGCAUUUUUAUUAUUUUA
Messenger RNA from Vicia villosa (hairy vetch), 892 nucleotides. Its product is annotated as non-specific lipid transfer protein GPI-anchored 31-like. Lineage: Eukaryota; Viridiplantae; Streptophyta; Magnoliopsida; Fabales; Fabaceae. The transcript has 3 exons. Gene Ontology annotation, molecular function: lipid binding. Gene Ontology annotation, biological process: lipid transport. The record is from RefSeq and is a predicted model, not a curated record. Bases 135 to 698 code for a protein of 187 amino acids.